Hevea brasiliensis (rubber tree) is the source of this 1710-nucleotide messenger RNA. Its product is annotated as polyadenylate-binding protein RBP45B. Lineage: Eukaryota; Viridiplantae; Streptophyta; Magnoliopsida; Malpighiales; Euphorbiaceae. The transcript is spliced from 6 exons. Gene Ontology annotation, molecular function: mRNA binding. The record is from RefSeq and is a predicted model, not a curated record. Gene Ontology annotation, cellular component: cytosol. Bases 123 to 1430 code for a protein of 435 amino acids.
UUGUUUUGACCUUAUAAUCAUUUAAGCCCUUCAAGCCCUUUUAGGUCCCCUUUGGAUUCCUCAUUUUACUCUUGGAGCUAGGGUUUCUUCUCUCUCCUUGCUCAAUUUCAAUCUCCAACGCCAUGAUGCAGCAGCCAGGAACUGGAGGCAUGCCGCCUCCACAGCUACCCAUGGGGCCGCCGCAACAACCAACUAUCGCUCCACCACCUCCACAAGCUCUCCCCCAGCAAUAUCAGCAAGCUCCCCCACAGCCUUACAUGAUGAUGAUGCCUCAACUGCCCCAAUCCCAGCCACCGCCACCAGCUAUGUGGGCUCACCAGCAUUCGAUGCCUCCCGCGGCAGCGCCACCGCAGCAGCAGCAACAACAAGUCCAGCAGGCGCAGCAACAGCAACCGGGUCAACCUGCUAGUGCCGAUGACAUUCGUACGCUUUGGAUCGGUGAUUUACAGUACUGGAUGGAUGAGAAUUAUCUUCUUAGCUGCUUCGCUCACAUCGGAGAGGUUAUUUCUGUGAAAGUCAUUCGCAAUAAGCAAACUGGUCAAGUAGAAGGUUAUGGAUUUAUUGAGUUUACCAGUCACGGGGCUGCUGAAAGAAUAUUGCAGACAUACAAUGGUACUCCCAUGCCAAAUGGUGAGCAGAACUUCAGGAUGAACUGGGCAUCUUUUAGUGGUGGUGAUAAACGGGAUGAUACUCCUGAUUUCACAAUAUUUGUUGGAGACUUGGCUGCUGAUGUUACAGAUUACCAACUACAAGAGACAUUCAGGGUCCGCUAUCCCUCACUUAAGGGUGCAAAAGUUGUUGUUGAUAGGCUCACUGGACGCACAAAGGGCUAUGGAUUUGUUCGAUUCGGAGAUGAAAGUGAACAGUUACGUGCUAUGACAGAGAUGAAUGGAGCUUUCUGUUCAACAAGGCCUAUGCGAAUAGGGCUAGCUACAAACAAGAAGGCAGUAGCUGGCCAGCAGUAUCCUAAAGCUUCUUAUCAGAAUUCUCAAAAUCAGAGUGAGAACGAGAAUGACCCAAAUAAUACAACUAUAUUUGUUGGUAAUUUGGAUUCUAAUGUAACGGAUGACCAUUUGCGAGAGCUGUUUGGCCAAUAUGGGCAAUUGUUACAUGUGAAGAUACCAGCGGGCAAGCGGUGUGGGUUUGUUCAGUUUGUUGACAGGAGCUGUGCAGAGGAAGCAUUGCGGAUGUUAAAUGGAGCUCAUUUGAGUGGACAAAAUAUCCGGCUUUCAUGGGGACGCAGUCCUCCAAACAAACAGCCUCAACCAGAUGCUAGUCAGUGGAAUGCUGGAUAUUAUGGAUAUCCACAAGGAUAUGAAAAUUAUGGAUAUGCACCUGCUCCCCAGGAUCCUAACAUGUACUACGGGGGCUAUCCUGGGUAUGGGAAUUAUCAGCAGCCCCAACAGCAGCAGCAAAUGGGAUAUAGCUGAAAAGUUUUGGCAUAAUUGUGCUUUCAUCUUAUGUUAUAAGUGGCGUGAUGGUGUGACUGGUGCCAGUUCCGUAUAUUAUAUGCUUCUCAGGGACCAAUUCCGGCUGUGUUGUUUCUUUGCUAAUAGUUAUAGCUUAUGCACUGUAGAAAGCAUUAUUCUACUAAAUUUUGCAUAAUUGCUAUCUUAAUGUGCUCUUAUGAUAUGUUGUUAUCUCCAUGUAUUAUGGUUGCUUCUUGGAUAUGAAUAUUCUGGUCGAAUGGACAAGGCUUUGUCUUCUCCA